Molecule: messenger RNA, 495 nt
Organism: Thyridium curvatum
Lineage: Eukaryota; Fungi; Ascomycota; Sordariomycetes; Thyridiales; Thyridiaceae
Exons: 2
Coding region: 1-495 (164 amino acids)
Biological process (GO): endoplasmic reticulum to Golgi vesicle-mediated transport
Cellular component (GO): nucleus; TRAPP complex; cytoplasm
Source: RefSeq, a predicted model, not a curated record
AUGUCCUAUUACUUUGCCAUCAUCGGCACGCAGGACAACCCCCUCUUCGAGUAUGAGUUUGGCACUUCGAAGCAGGGUGGCGACGGCCUCUCCCGGUUUUCGGAGCAGGCGCGCCACAUGAACCAGUUCAUCCUGCAUAGCAGCUUGGACAUCGUCGAGGAAGUACAGUGGACCAACGGGCAGAUGUACCUCAAGUGUAUCGACAAAUUCUUCAACAACUACGUGUCGUGCUUCAUCACGGCCGGCAACGUCAAGUUCCUCCUCCUUCAUCAGCCCUCACAGCCUCUUUCGUUGUCCACCUCAUCCCGGUCGUCCACAUCCAUCGGAGCCAACCCGACGAGUCCGGCCACGGAGGAGGCCAUCCGCAGCUUCUUUGCCGAAGUUUACGAGAACUGGGUCAAAGCCAUAAUGAGCCCCUUUUAUAAAGUCAACAUGGAGAUCAAGAGCCCCGUCUUCCGCAGCAGGAUAGCGGCGGCCGGGCGGAAAUACCUCUAG